AUUGUAAGGGUGGGGGAUAUUGUUGGUGUAUAAAAGAAGAGAGGGGAUCUUCUUCUUCCAUAACCUUCGACAACCGCCGCCCAUAACACCUCAUAAUCGCCGGCGAACAACAAACUAAGCUUCGAUCCUCCGUUCAACCCAUCAUCGUCACUACCAUCAGAGCUGAGCAACCAAUCUUCACCUUCCAACACUAACAAACCUCCUUCAUCAAUAUCCUCCCUCCCUCUUCUUCCUUCAAACCAAACCUUUUACGGAGGAUCAGCAAUAAUGGGAAGAGUUGUAAAAAACUGCAGCAGCACUUACAGUCAUGAUUCCGACUCUUCAGAGUUGUUUCUCAAUCAAGACUUGAUGCUUCCUAUACUUGCUUUGCUUCCUCUCAACUCGCUGCUCAACUCUGCAAGGUAUGUUUGCAAACAAUGGGCAACUACUAUUCGCACUUCCCAUUUUGCUCAAGCAUGUCUACGGCUUUCUAAACCCGGUCUUUACGUUGAAAAUCGUCACUUUGGAACUCGUUCUUAUUACUUGCAUAUCAAAAAUUAUGCCAACGGUCAGUUUGAAUUUGAAAGGACUGAUUUGGGAACGCCUUUAAUAGCCGGAAUGGUUAUAGAUAGUUGUAAUGGCAUAUUGCUCAUGCUUUGUUGGACUUGGAAUCCUGCACAAACACAAGCUUUCCUCGUGAACCCAGUCGUGAAGUCUUGCCUUAAACUUCCUCCGCUACCCUUAUUCCGAGAAGGCCCGUUACUUGCAAUUCAAUUUAAUAUAGUUUGUGUUCCUCGCACUGCUAAAUUCAAGUUGUUCUUCAUCGACAUCGUGGAGGUUUCGGGUGCUUUUUAUUAUGUUUUCUAUGUGCUAACAAUUGGAGUAGAUAACUUGUGGAAAGAGAUAGAUAGAAAAGAAGCUCCGGUAAACUGGGAUAAUAUUUGGAAACCACUUUAUGAUGGAGCCAAUUAUCUUUACUGGAUAUCUAUGCACCAUGAAAUAACUGUGUUGGAUGUUGACAAGGAAAUUAUUGUAGGAAAAUUUCCACUUCCCCCUUUGCCUGUGGUGGAACCUCGUUCUCUUACGACAUUCUUAUGGAAGGGAAAUCAACUUUCUUGCACUGUCCGUAGUCUUCGUAAUGAAACAUAUCAAAUCUACAUUCUGGAUUUUGAUUCUGGAAAAUGGUCAUUUUAUCAUGAAAUGGGACCGUUUGAUUAUGUGGCUGCUUGCGGUCUUGACCUUGUUAUUUUGCUUCUUCUAUUUCGUUACUGGAUCCACGAUCAAAUCAUCUUUCGAGUAGUUAUAUUUCCAAGGACAGAAGAAAAUUGGCCUAGAGGCAAACACACCAUGCAUUUUAGUUACAAUGUCAAUACUAGACAACUCACAAAGAUUGAGGACAUUGAUAUGGGCAGUCAUGAGGUAUGGCUUCACACCAACAGCCUAGUUUCGUUGCCAAGUAUUCAACAUAGUUAGGUUAGGUAAUCUUUAUAUUUAUCUUUGUUGGCACAACUGGUUUUUAUGUUUCUAUUUAGUUAUGUAUGUUGGCGCUGGCCGAACAAAAGAUGAAUUGUUAACAUGUUUAUUUUUAUUUUAUUUAUCAAACUUACCUUGUUACUCAA
This is a messenger RNA of Lathyrus oleraceus (garden pea), 1598 nucleotides long. RefSeq lists its product as uncharacterized. Gene Ontology annotation, molecular function: protein binding. The coding region runs from base 268 to 1452 and encodes 394 amino acids. The transcript is spliced from 2 exons. NCBI's taxonomy places the organism in Eukaryota, Viridiplantae, Streptophyta, Magnoliopsida, Fabales, Fabaceae. The record is from RefSeq and is a predicted model, not a curated record.